CCUUCUGUGUGAGCCUAAUGCAAAACACGCAAAGAAACUGGACGACUGUAGGAGGAGGCCUUUGCAGACCAAAGAGAUGUAGAGUAAAAGAAGUAUCAGGAUGUUGUACACAGUCAAAAAAGGGUAUUGCCAUUUCUCCUCGUUGCUCCUAUCGAAAGCAGGUAACUUAAGCUCUUGAAAACUCAGAUGGGGUUCUCAAGUAGCUUCUCUGCCUGCGGCCCUGCAUACCAUAGAAAACACACUAGUUUAUCUAAAUUGCACACUGAACUUUCUAAGUCAUUUAGCAUACUUCAACCCCUAUUUAUAAUGACAGUUUCCUCAUGGCUAAUAUGGGUUGUUCAGAUGUGCACCUUCACGUUAUCCUCUUACCCUCCUCAGCUCCAAGGCACAGAACAGAGGAACUGAAAACAAAGUUUAAAUGUUGCUUUGACUCUCCCUGCUGCAGUAGUCGCUUUUCACCUCUGGUAUGCUUUACCCAGCUAGUACAAGCCAAGGAACUUCAUGGGUGUGUUUGCUCCAUAGGAUGCGACUUGAUCUGGCACAACACUGCUUCUGCAAACGGCUUUCAAGGGCAGAAGAUGCAGGCCCAGGUCCUGUAGCACAGCUCCGCAUUCCCAACACAGGACACCUCAUUUCCAGUCCUAGCUUAGUUGAGGGCAGCCUCUGUCGUGAGCAGGUGCGGCUACGAGUCUGCAUCCAUGCGCUUCAAUCCAGACGACGUGGAGGUGAAUGUGGCUGGACGAUCCUUUCUGGUCACUGGUGCCAACAGUGGCAUUGGGAAGGCCACAGCCAAAGAGAUAGCGAGGAGAGGGGGCACGGUUCAUCUGGUUUGCCGGAAUAAGGAGCGGGCUGAGGUCGCCAGAGGAGAGAUAGUGACCGAAACGGGCAAUCAGAAUAUUUUCUUGCAUGUUUUGGAUAUAUCUGAUCCCAAGGAAAUCUGGAAGUUUGCUGAAAAGUUCAGAAAUGAACAUAAAUUAAACGUGCUGAUCAACAAUGCAGGCUGCAUGGUGAAUAACAGAGAAUUAACUGAAGAUGGGCUUGAAAAAAACUUUGCAACAAACACUCUGGGUACAUACAUUUUGACAACUGCCCUGCUGCCCCUCCUGGAAAAAGCAGCUGAUGCCAGAGUGAUAACUGUCUCUUCCGGGGGCAUGCUCGUCCAAAAACUGAACGUAUGGGACCUGCAGUCGGCAAGUGGGACGUUUGAUGGGACUAUGGUGUAUGCACAGAACAAGAGACAGCAAGUUGUCUUGACACAACAGUGGGCAAAAGCUCACAGAAACAUCCACUUCUCUGUUAUGCACCCUGGCUGGGCAGACACUCCAGCUGUGAGAUCGUCGAUGCCCGAUUUCUACGAGAAGAUGAAGAACAGCCUGCGCACAGAGGCCCAGGGAGCUGAUACCGUGGUGUGGUUGGCAGUGUCCUCUGAAGCAACAAAGUUACCCAGUGGCUUGUUUUUCCAAGACAGGCAACCAGUCCGGACACACUUGCCCCUGGCAAGCACUCACAGCCCACCAGAGGACGAGGAGAAGCUAAUGGAGGUGCUGGAGGAGUUCUCCCAGAAGUUCAAAUCCACUUCUCCAGGAACUUAGUGCUGCUGCUGCCAGAAUGUAACCGCGAGGCUUCUAAUUACCCGGUAACAGCACUGCGGUGCGCCUGCUGCUAGGGAGGAAGGGGGAUGUUAAAAAUACAUCGUGUUCAGGUGUUCUCACCAUGGGG
Molecule: messenger RNA, 1719 nt
Organism: Pogoniulus pusillus (Red-fronted tinkerbird)
Lineage: Eukaryota; Metazoa; Chordata; Aves; Piciformes; Lybiidae
Gene: DHRS12
Product: dehydrogenase/reductase 12
Exons: 10
Coding region: 699-1592 (297 amino acids)
Source: RefSeq, a predicted model, not a curated record